AUAUGCUUCAAAAUCAUGCGGCACGAUCUCUACAAAGGACCUCAAAACGAUGGAUAAACUGGAGAGAUUCGAUGAAAGAAGGCACAUUUUCAGCGGAUAUUGCAGAAAAUAAACCAACGCAUAUUAUUGUUGGAGCUGGAAGUGCUGGCUGCGUUUUAGCAAACCGUCUAACUGAAGAUCCUUCGAAUCGAGUACUUCUUAUCGAAGCUGGACCAGUUGAUCAUAAAUGGGAUUGGAGAAUACACAUGCCAGCUGCACUUAUGUAUAAUCUCUGUUCAGACACUUAUAACUGGCAUUAUCACACAACUGCUCAAAAAAAUUUAGGAAAUCGAGUAUUUUAUUGGCCGAGAGGAAGAGUAUGGGGUGGAAGUUCAACACUGAAUGCAAUGUGCUAUGUACGAGGACAUGCCUACGACUAUAAUCGAUGGGAGAAAGAAGGUGCAUCAGGAUGGAACUAUGCAAAUUGUCUACCAUACUUCAAAAAAGCAGAGACUUAUUCUGACGCAACCGGUCCAAAUGACCCAUAUAGAGGAAAUAAUGGUCCAUUAUACGUUAAAAAAGGAGAUGCUGAAAAUCCAUUGCAUAAAGCUUGGUUAAAUGUUGGAAAAGAACAUCCGUUAGGUUGGACAAAUGAUAUGAAUGGAGAAAAACAGGAAGGAAUAUCUACUAUGGAUAUGACUAUUCAUAAUGGAGAACGCUGGUCCGCAUCGAAAGCAUAUGUUCAUCCGAUUCGAAACCGUCCGAACUUGAUCACAUCUUCUGGAAUCACUUGUACACGGGUAUUAUUCGACACGAACAAGGCGAUCGGAAUCGAAUUUAUUCGAAAAUUGAACUUUGUCGGAACGGAUUCUAUCGAUUCAUACAGUAGAGAGAAGAUUUAUUGCCAAGGAGAUGUUAUUUUGGCUGGUGGAGCCAUCAAUACACCCCAAUUGCUUAUGCUCAGUGGAGUCGGGCCAGCUGAUCAUCUGAGGUCUCACGAAAUUCCAAUAGUUGCAAAUUUACCUGGAGUUGGUCAGAAUCUUCAAGAUCAUCUUGAGAUCUAUGUUCAACAAGAAUCAACGCAACCCGUAACCCUAUACAACAAAAGUUCAUGGAAGUUCCCACACAAUAUGAUCAAAAUCGGGCUCGAAUGGUUCACAAAUCGAACAGGACUAGGUGCAUCAUCUCAUUUGGAAACUGGUGGAUUUGCAAGAUCAGAUGAUACGGUUACACAUCCUGAUAUUCAAUUCCACUUUUUACCAUCUACAGUACACGAUGAUGGUAGAACCAAUGGAACUUGUCAUGGUUAUCAGGUCCAUGUUGGUCCAAUGCGGUCUCAAUCGAAAGGAUACAUAAUGUUACAAGCCAAGGAUCCUCGCCGUGCUCCAAUCAUCAAUCCGAACUAUAUGGAAGAAGAUUCAGAUUGGCGAGAAUUCCGUAAAUGUAUCCGAGUGUCUCGUGAACUUUUCGCAUCAAAAGCGUUUGACGAAUUCAGAGGAAAGGAGUUGGCUCCUGGACCAGAUUGCCAAUCAGAUGCUGAUAUUGAUCGAUUUGUUAAAGAAAAAGCAGCAUCAGCAUAUCAUCCAUCAUGUACUUGUAAAAUGGGAUCAGAAAAUGAUAAAAUGGCAGUUGUUAAUCCAGAAACGAUGGGAGUAUACGGAACAGAAAAUUUGAAAGUCGUCGACGCAAGUGUAAUGCCAUCAAUUGUUAGUGGAAACUUGAACGCCCCAGUGAUAAUGAUGGCAGAACGAGCAGCGGAUCUGAUAAAACACAAAAAACAACUACUUCCACCGUCAGAUGCAAAUGUUUGGCACCAUAACUAGGAUUUUUAUUUAUUUUAAUAAAGUUAUUUAGAUUCUG
This is a messenger RNA of Caenorhabditis elegans, 1839 nucleotides long. RefSeq names its product Glucose-methanol-choline oxidoreductase N-terminal domain-containing protein (gene chdh-1). Bases 3 to 1802 code for a protein of 599 amino acids. The record is from RefSeq and is marked reviewed. Gene Ontology annotation, molecular function: oxidoreductase activity, acting on CH-OH group of donors; flavin adenine dinucleotide binding. NCBI's taxonomy places the organism in Eukaryota, Metazoa, Nematoda, Chromadorea, Rhabditida, Rhabditidae. The transcript has 7 exons.